This is a messenger RNA of Bombus huntii, 2910 nucleotides long. RefSeq names its product N-alpha-acetyltransferase 35, NatC auxiliary subunit (gene Naa35). Gene Ontology annotation, biological process: N-terminal peptidyl-methionine acetylation. The record is from RefSeq and is a predicted model, not a curated record. Lineage: Eukaryota; Metazoa; Arthropoda; Insecta; Hymenoptera; Apidae. Bases 485 to 2779 code for a protein of 764 amino acids. The transcript has 11 exons. Gene Ontology annotation, cellular component: NatC complex.
UAUUAAAUUUAUGUACUUUACCAAAGUGUUAAUAAAUAUCAUUAAUCUAACCCCGUUAAUAAGAAUAAAAAAUUAAUUAUAAUUUAACGAAGUGAAAUAAUCUAUAAUUUUUUUCAAAUCAAUCGUCAUUAAUCGUAACAAGUUAUACAAUUUUUGUAAUUCGAAUCCUAUUUGACGGAGUAUUUUCAGUUUGUUUAAAAGUUCUUGAAAAUAACAUUAGUAUUCAAAUAAAUUUUGAUAGUGACAGAGAAUAUUUUCAAAAUAUAGCGAGACUUUAUUCUUCCAUACUUUACCAUCCAUUUGAAAUCUGAAAUAAAAUUACUAAACAUAAAACAAGACAAAACAUUAACGCUUAAUUCCGUGGAUUGCUCUUUAGUUUACAGUAUGUUUUGGAUACCUGAAAUUGUCAUAAAUUCAAAUGCUUGAAUAUAAACGUUCUUAAAAUCAUUUUAUCUGAAUAUAUAUUUUCAUUGUAUAUCUACACAUGAUUUGUCUAAAUACAUUUCAUCUGAUAAAUAUAAAACAAUAUAGGAGAUUUUAUACUUAUUCAAUAAUUUCAAGACUUUUGCCGUUAAAUGUGACAGGUCAGUCUGCAAGAAUGGCGACCAUGGUAGAAGAACAGAAUUCGGUUGACAUGGGCGAAGAUAAAGAAUCACAAUUCGACCAAGUUACUUACAAUUGGGUGGAUAUUACCCAAGAAUUUUUCGAUGCCAUUACAGAGUUGGAAUUGGGUGAACUAUUGCGUGAUGAGUUAUUUGGAUUAUUUGAGGCCAUGUCUGCAAUUGAAAUGAUGGAUCCAAAAAUGGAUGUUGGCAUGCUAUGUAAUAGAGGCAACAACAAACCAUGCACUUUUACACAGGCUGUUGACUCUGGUGCAUUGAAAUUGGACAAUUUGACACCAUCAGAAGUUAUAGGAAUAAUAGAUUCAACAUAUGCGUGCAUAGUGUCUUGGCUUGAAGGCCAUAGUUUAGCGCAAACAGUUUUCACUAAUUUAUAUCUUCACCAACCGAGUCAAAUAGUGGAUAAACCUUUGAGAACCUUUUGUUAUGCUGUAUAUAAAAUAAUUGAAAUAAUUAAAGAUUGCAUCAAUAAAGCAUUAGUUUUUGAGGAAGAAGAUUUCCAGAGUGUUACUUAUGGUUAUAGAUUGCAACAGGAUAUUACAGAACAAAAAAUCAUAUCCAUGCUGAGAGAAGUAGAAGAUGAACUACCUGGGAAAAGAAUAAAACCAAUUCAUAUAGUAUCAGAGAAAGAAUAUGGUGAUAGAUUAGCACUCUAUGCCAGAAUUAGAUUUACAAAAAUAUUUUAUCAAAUUUUAUCAUUAAUGGGAAAGAAAGAACAGUUGCAACAAAAUUUAAACGAUUGUCAUACAUUGUUAUCAAGAUGUUCUUAUAUGAUUCAAAUGAUGAUUAAAACAGUAAACAGUGGAGAAAAAGCUGAUGAAAUAUCAAAUUAUCCAAAUAUUAUGGGGUUUGACCCUAUGGUGAAUCAAAGAUUAUUACCACCAACAUUUCCACGGUAUACAAAAAUAAAGCCAAGACUAGAGGCUUUAAAAUAUUUGGAUGAGCUAUUAAACAGAUUUCGAACAGUUACUACGAUUACUAAUCAGAAUGGUUUUCAUGCAGCUUUGGACUUUUUUUUAGAAUUUUCACGACGAAGUCCAUGUAUAUUAUCCAGAUCAAUGUUGCAAAUAGUUUAUUUACCUACAACAAAUCGAGUAUUCGGUGUGCAAAAUUUUGCCGAUGUUUUGAAAGAUGCAGCGCGGAAUUUCAUAGCACCUCCGGUACUAAUGCCAAAGAGCACGUUACUUCAAAAUCAUCAAGCUAAAGAAUAUGUUGAUAGUUUUUUAUCUCAUUGUGUGGGCCUCUUUGGUAGUUUGUUGCAACUUACUGGCCAUAAUAGAGCAAGACAGAGAGACAAAUUAGCACAUUUAUUGGAUGAUUUUGCAAUAUUACAGGAUGAAGCUGAAAGAGUUGAUGGAUUUUUACAUGCCUUGUCAAUGAAAAGUGAUACACCAAGGUCACAUUUAGCUUGUUUCGGAACAUGGAUCUUGUAUCAUACACUACGAGUUAUGGUCAUGUAUUUAUUAAGUGGCUUUGAAUUGGAAUUAUAUUCGGUGCAUGAAUAUCACUAUAUAUUUUGGUACCUAUAUGAAUUUCUUUAUGGAUGGCUAGUAUCGGCUAUUACAAGAGCCAAUACGUUCUUGAUGGAACAUGAUGUACAUAAUGAUACACAUAAAGGUAGAGGUGGUAAGAAAAGUGCGAAAAACAAGAAGAAAAAAUCAACAUCAAGACCGUAUAAUUUAGAAAUAUUAAUGUAUCAAGCGAUGCAAAAUAUAUGUGGAGGAUAUUACAAAGCUUUAGUUGGUUUCCGUAUGGAUGGUAAAAUACCACUUCCUGAGUCGCCAUUUGAUUCAGAACGAGUACGAUAUGAGCACAGGUUAUUACCAUUUUCUUCGUUGCUCACUCCACCUCCGGUACAUUAUCAAGAAUUCUUAGAUAUGACGAAUGCACAGAUGCAUAAAAGAAACGUUACUAGUGAAAUGCUGUACUUAGCCGGUUGUCGUCAUUUUCAUCAAGCUAGAAAUAUGUUAGAACGAGCUUUGUCUUUUUAUCCACAAAAUUCUAGUACUCUAAAUGAGAUCAAUGAUUUAUUAAAAGUGGCGAAAACGAAUUUCGUGGUUCUAAAGUUACUCGCUGAUGGGCAUAAAAAGGAUUCCAAAGAACCUCCAGUAUUUGACUUCUCGUAUCAUCAACAUUUCCCAUUGAUAAAAUUGAUCUAAAUCAUUUGCAACGGUCAUCAUUUCAUGCUAUAAAUGACAUAUUAUUUAUUCUAGCUCUAAUCGUGCAGAAAAUAUUUUUGUGUUGUUGAUUUUGGAUGCCUUUUUUUGUCUAAUACAAUGUUUAAAGCUCC